Solanum stenotomum is the source of this 616-nucleotide messenger RNA. RefSeq lists its product as uncharacterized. The record is from RefSeq and is a predicted model, not a curated record. The coding region runs from base 168 to 509 and encodes 113 amino acids. Gene Ontology annotation, cellular component: cytoplasm. Lineage: Eukaryota; Viridiplantae; Streptophyta; Magnoliopsida; Solanales; Solanaceae. The transcript has 2 exons. Gene Ontology annotation, molecular function: flavin adenine dinucleotide binding; electron-transferring-flavoprotein dehydrogenase activity.
UGGAGCAAUCUAUCGUUGUUAACUCUCAAUCAGAUGGUGUUUAUAGAACAUCUGGUGGAGAAAAUAUAGUUGUUGAUUGAUAUUUUCUUUGCACCGGUACACUAUUUGGUACAGCAUGGUUAAAAGAAACUAUCUUGAAGGAUCGUUUGGACAUUCGUGGAAGGGUAAUGGUUGAUUCAAAUUUGAGGAUCAAGGGUCGCAACAAUAUCUUUGCUAUUGGGGACAUCACUGAUGUUCCGGAACUUAAACAAGGAUAUUUGGCUCAAGAACACACAAAGGUAGUAGCCAAGAACAUCACGACGUUAAUAAAGGGAGUAGAAGAUGAUCACAAAUUGGCUGUAUAUAAACCAGCAACCAAGGCAUUGGCUAUAGUUUCUCUAGGGAGAAAAGAUGCAGUGGCUCAAUUUCCUUGUUUGUCAAUCGCUGGACGCGUUCCAGGCAUGAUAAAAUCUGGGGAUCUAUUUGUUGGAAAGACGCGCAAAGGACUUGGUCUACAACCUGGUGUUUAGUUGUCCUGCUUAUAAGGAAAUAUGCAUGCUAUAGAAGUUGCGUUUAUUUAUUUAUAUUCAAACUUUUUCGUUUGAUUAUUACAUGUUAUAGGUUAAGGUCUAUGUAC